Messenger RNA from Prorocentrum cordatum, 778 nucleotides. NCBI's taxonomy places the organism in Eukaryota, Dinophyceae, Prorocentrales, Prorocentraceae. The record is from the annotation of a GenBank genome assembly.
AUGAAUCUGCCGCCCAACUGCAAUCGUGGCCGAUCGGUACAGGUGGAACUUCCAGGCCAACGACUGGUGCUGCCAGUGCGCCAGCCCGCUCGUCGACUUCCCGCGCUGGACCUCAAGCCCAAGGGCAAGUGGUUGUUCGGUCCGCCUGCAUUGGCCGUGGAGGACUUUUACCGCUCGGGCGAGACCAGCCAGGCAGCUGGUGCUCCUCCUUCGACGGGCUACGUCUACUCCUACGUGCCGAGCUACGUGCCGAGCAGGGGCUACGACCGCCUCGACCUCUGUGCGCUCAGGGUCCUGGAGGGCGCGGAACGGGUCCCCCUCGGCCCUAUGCUCAACGAGGUGGACUGGCCUGGCACGCCAGUGCUGCUCCGAUGCACGGCAGUGCCCGGCCUUGUAGCGGGGCGCGGCUCCGCGCUGCCCUGCGCGGGCCCCUGCACUGCCUACAUAUUACAGCAGGGCGGCGCCCUCGCACAGAACGGUGGCACGCUGGCGCGGGGACGCGCGCAGCAGCGUGAGUCCCAGCACGCCGACGCCGAGGCCACGCACGCCGGGUUGGCCGACUGCAAGCGGCAGCUGGCCAGGCGCAGCUGGCAGCUGGAUCAGCUCCGGCAGGAGACCUCGGCGCUGAAGGGCUCGCAGCAGCACCGCAGUCUGGUGCUCGGCGGGCUUGCCGAGUUCGACCGCCACCUUCAGAGACUGGAGGUGAAUGCAGCGUGCGAGCCUUCCGGCUCGCCCGUGCCGUCUCCCGUGCGGGAGCGUGCCGGACGCCAGCCAGCAG